AUGUGCAGAUCAUCUCAAGGGAAAAAAUCAUUGACAGAAUCAAAGGUUGGUCAAGCAGCAGCUGUAUUAUUUAACAAUAUAUCUUAUGGCAUUCCUGUAGUUUCUCCAAAAAAAUGUCCAAGGACAAACAUUGUUUCAAGUUGCUUCAUCCAAAUCAUUAAACCAUCAUUUAUUGUUGACAAUAGUGAAUAUAGUGUUAGACUAAACUGUGCAACUAGUGGUACAAAAUGGGCCUAUAAAAAUGUUGCAAAUGCACCCCACUGA
Entrophospora candida is the source of this 264-nucleotide messenger RNA. The record is from the annotation of a GenBank genome assembly. Lineage: Eukaryota; Fungi; Glomeromycota; Glomeromycetes; Entrophosporales; Entrophosporaceae.